GUUGGAUCUCGGAGUCAUAAACCGUGAAGGCAGCCAUCCAACAUACAUAAUAAUUUGACGUCUGACCACAUGGUGGGGAAUAACUGACCAGCUGACAGAUGUUCAUGAUCUAACCCUCAAAUGCAUUGGAUGACGCCUACCUAACGCAACAUUUUCUGGAUUUAAUUCAUUGACGAAAAAGUAUUGUUGCUACAGGUCCGAAGAUGAACUGCGAAAUAGAGUUGAAAAAAAAAGACUCCACUCAAUCCAAACUUCAGGCAAUAACAUCCGCUGAUGUCACAACCUUCCCUAUGACAAGUGUCAAUUGUGAGGAGCUGCAUGCGAAUGAAACAACCAAGGAGGGAUAUUUUGAAACCGAUUCCAAAGAUCUGGUUCAGAAUGAUGCCAGUUCUUCGGAGCUUUCCAUACAUAGUGAAACAUUGAAGGCAAAUGGUGAUGCGUUGCUAAGCACAGACUCAGAUUGUCAUUCUCACCAAGCUCGAGAGAGGUGGGGUAAGAAGACGCGCCCAAAAUCACAUAAAAGGAAAGCAAAACCCUUGAUACCGGGUUUUACCAAAGACUGGGAAAGCAAUGAUUCGUGGACUUCUGAAAAGGCACAGGAAGAUUGUACCCUGGCGGCUGAGGAAAUUGAAACAAAACGAAAGAAAAUUAAGAGUUUACAGCAAAAGAAUAGAAGGUUGAAAGUUCGACAUAGUAGGUUGAAGGCUGCUAUCAAGGAAAUGAAAGCAACCAUGGAAGACAAAAAUUAAGAUAAAUCAAGGAAUUGGAU
Messenger RNA from Diprion similis, 769 nucleotides. RefSeq lists its product as uncharacterized. NCBI's taxonomy places the organism in Eukaryota, Metazoa, Arthropoda, Insecta, Hymenoptera, Diprionidae. Bases 204 to 749 code for a protein of 181 amino acids. The transcript is spliced from 3 exons. The record is from RefSeq and is a predicted model, not a curated record.